Messenger RNA from Chironomus riparius, 3230 nucleotides. The record is from the annotation of a GenBank genome assembly. NCBI's taxonomy places the organism in Eukaryota, Metazoa, Arthropoda, Insecta, Diptera, Chironomidae.
AAAAAAAAAUGUUAAUAAAAAUGAACCUUUCAACUUGUGUAAACAUAAAUUAAGUGAUAAAUGACAAAAACAUCAAUGAUUAUUUAUAAUAAAAUAAUUUUGACAUUUUCCGCAAUAACUUUUACCCUCAUCGUCGCCUGCCCAGAUUUACAGCCCAAUAAUGUCCGCAGUUGGAGUCGGUUAAGAAGUUCACAAACUGUUCAAGUUUCAAAUAUAAGAAAUUUAUCAUCGUGGUGCACAUGUUCGAGUGAACUUAUUGACGUUGAGAAUGAGACUGACUGCCACUGUGAAGGUAGAAAUUUAACAGAAAUUCCACAAUACUUAGACAACGUAACACUUUUGUCGAUAGCAAAUGCGAGAAUUAAAGCUUUAAGGGAAUAUGGUGUGGGGCGAUAUUCUAAGAAUUUAAAGGAUCUAUUUUUAAUAAAUCUAAAAGAAUUUUGCUACGUUGAACCGUACGUUUUCAGAGAGUUUAUACAUUUGAGAACAAUUUACAUUUCACAUUCACCAAAGCUUCAAUAUCUUCCAGCUGAAGUCUUUUAUCACACAUCAAAGAGCUUUAAGACACUACGAAUCAUUCAUUCCGGUUUAAUAGAAAUUCCUGAUCUGAAAUUUUUGUCAAAGACUGACAUUUUGCUUCAAUUAGAUUUUGAGGGAAACUUAAUCACGGAAAUUCCUGAAAAUUCUUUUCAAAUCAAAACGGAGCAGUUAAUUCUAGACAACAAUGUGAUUUCAACAAUUUAUCGGCGAGCUUUUAGUGGUUCAGAAAUUGGAAAAUUGAGCUUAAAAGGAAACAAGAAUUUAUGCACACUACAUGAGCUGGCAUUCGAUGGAAUCAUGACAAUUCGAGAGCUGGACUUGUCAAGCUCAUCAAUUGAGUCUCUGUCAACGAAAGGUCUUGAAAAGCUUGAAAUUCUUCGCAUACAAAACACUCCGUCACUAAAAGAAAUUCCAUCAGUUUACAACUUUAAGAAUUUAGAAAAAGCUUACUUAACGCACCCAUUUCAUUGCUGUGCAUUCAAGUUUCCAUCACGUCACGACCCGCGACGGUAUAACGAACAUUUGCAGUUGAUAAAGCUUUCAAAGCAUGAUUGUGAAUCAAAGCUGAAGAUGAAUGAGAGUUCGAGUGUGUUGAAUUAUUCGAUUAGGGAUGUCAGAGCAAUAAAGUUUAACGAGAGUGACAAAAUGACGGAGGCAAUGGGAUUGAUGGAUUUAUAUGACACAACGGAAACUGGCACUGAUAAUGAUAUUGAUAGAAUGGGAACAUUUAUGAACGGUCCUGUUGAUCCGCAUGAGAAUUUUGAGGCAAUGUGUGGAAAGUUUAAUUUUGCUACAAAAAAGGUUGUCGCAUGCUUUCCAAAACCGGAUGCAUUGAAUCCUUGUGAAGAUGUCUUUGAAUUAAUAUGGCUCAGAGUGUCUGUUUGGAUAGUAAUAUCAUUGUCUGUGGUUGGGAAUGUAGCUGUAUUGAUUGUUUUGCUUUCAAACCAAAGCGAAAUAACUGUUCCCAAAUUACUUGUUUGUAAUUUGGCAUUUGCAGACUUGUGCAUUGGAGUUUAUCUGUUUCUCAUUGCACUGAUUGAUUUAUAUUCCACAAAUGAAUACUUUAAUUAUGCAUUUGACUGGCAGUAUGGUAUAGGCUGCAAGUCAGCAGGCUUCCUAAAUGUUUUCGCAGCACAUCUGUCAAUCUUUACUCUUACAAUCAUCACAAUAGAACGUUGGUUUGCAAUAACAAAAGCAGUUUUCAUUAAUCGCCGGUUAAAAAAACGAACAGCAAUUUAUAUUAUGAUUUGUGGAUGGAUUUACUCGAUAAUUAUGGCAAUACUGCCUUUGUUUGGAAUAAGUAAUUAUUCAUCGACUAGCAUUUGCAUCCCCAUGGAAUUGAAUGACUUACCGGACAAAUUUUACUUAAUAACAGCAGUAGUACUCAAUUCAUUGGGAUUCAUUGUCGUUGUGGUUUGUUACAUUCAAAUUUAUCUGAAUCUGGGAAAUCAAGACUUUACCAAGCCACAUGCAUCAAAUCGAGACAUGGUUGUGGCUAAGAAGAUGGCUUUGUUGGUCUUCACAAACUUUGCAUGUCUUGCUCCAAUAAUAUUUUUUACAAUUUUUGCACUAGCUGGUCACAGCUUAAUAACAGUCACACAGUCAAAAUUCAUCAUUGUUUUCUUUUAUCCCCUCAAUUCCUGCGCCAACCCAUACCUUUAUGCCAUCCUUACGUCACAGUAUCGACGCGAUGCAAUUAUGCUUGUUUCAAAACUUGGAAUUUUUAAGAAUUACGCAAAUCGAUACAAGCAUGUCUAUCGUCAUCCAUCAAAUUCAAUUCCAUUAAAUACAAUAAACGGAUCACAAUGUUCCAAUUUGAGGAAGGCAAAUGGUGAAAAGUUGAUAACUUUAUGCACUUAAGGAAAAUAUUGGAAAAUGGAAUCAAUCGAGCUUAUUAACAUUAGCAAUGAACAUGAAAGAUUGUUGCUAAAUUGAUGUUCAAAUACAAUUCGAUGUUCAAAUCUAUGGUGCUGUAAUUUUAUAAACAGAUUAUUGGGGUUAUUCAAGCCUAUCCAGGAACGUAGCUGAUUGUGGACGAUUUUAAAAAGUGAAUCAAAUAUUUUUUCAUCAACUUUCAAUUUUUGGACAAGAUCCCUUAAAGAAGAUAUGAAGGCUUGAGCCCUUAGCUAUAUGUGAAACCAAACGAAAAAAAAAACUUGAGUAAAACUAGAUGUUCAGCUAAGUCAUUUAUUAAUGACUUUUUGGGAUUAACUAGGGUCAAAAAAUGAAAAAAAGAAAAUCUUUAAAAAAAACAAUUAGGUUACAUAAAUGAACAUUUCUUAGAACCAAAUGGCAAAAAAAAGGUUUAACUUGACGCAGUGACGACGUGAUGUAACUCUUUGACCUCCACAUCUCCUUAUGUAUGUGUGGCUGUCAUGGUAACGAACCGUCGACGUUGGGCGACUCUUUUUCGUCAACUUGAAACCUUUUGUCUUUUAGGUGUGCUGCUCACGAUAACUAAUUAGGGGUCGUUCACUUAUGACGUCCGAAUUUCAGGGUCAUUUUUCAAUGGAUUUCCAGGAAUUUCUAUUGUUCUUUUCUUGCAGACCUCCCCCUUCCCCCUUCCCCUUCUCUGGCCGUCAUAAGUCAGCCAUUAAUUGAUUGUUCAACUAGACUUUUAAAAAAAGUUGAAAAAAUCUUAAAAAAAUUUUAAAAAGUUGAAAAAAAAUUGAAAUUUUUUUUAAAAAUUU